AUGAGUGGCCUUGGUACCCUUGAAGUUGAUAGCGGGGAGCUGUACAAUGCUGAUUCUAUCCUCAGCAGCGAAGCAGAAAGUCGCUAUAGCCCUUCGCUGCACAGCUACAAUUACGAAAAUGGCCGCCGAUAUCAUACAUACCGUGAUGGCUCGUAUAUGAUUCCCAACGAUGAAAGAGAGCAGGAGCGUCUCGAUCUAGCACACCAUAUUAUGAAAAUGCUUUUACGAGGUCGUCUACAUCGAGCAGUGUUUCCCCAGCCGCCACGUCAAGUGCUUGAUUGUGGAACCGGCACAGGGUCAUGGGCAAUUGACUUUGCCGAUGUAAACCCGGAAAGUCUGGUCGUUGGAAUCGAUCUGUCUCCCAUCCAGCCUAGCAAUAUCCCGCCUAACUGCCGGUUUUUUGUUGACGAUGUCGAGUCUCCCUGGACUUUUGAUUCUAAAUUCGAUUUUGUGCAUGGCCGGGCUAUGGGCGGGUCAAUCAAGGAUUGGGAUACAUUGCUUCAACAGGCCUUUGAGAAUAUGAAUGAGGGCGGCGUGAUUGAAUUGCAAGAAUUUGAGGCAUUUUAUAAAUCAGACGAUGGCACCUUGGAGCGCACAACUGCAAUCCCAAUCUGGACGCGACAUCUAAACCGGGCGACUGAAAUGAUCGGCCAACCUAUGAACUGUGCAGAGACGAUGAAAGAGCGACUGGAAAGUCGGGGUUUUGUAGACGUGCGAGAUGAUUUAUAUAAGGCGUUUGAGGCACUAGAGGCAUUUACACUGGCGCCAUUCACGCGUGUCCUGGGCUGGUCGAAGGAGGAAAUGCGCGAAUUGAUGGAGCGUGUUAAAGCAGAAUUAUCGUCUGCGCGGAACCAUUUAUACGUGCUUAUACAUUUCACUCAUGGUCGAAAACCAGCCAGCAAACCUUGA
This is a messenger RNA of Talaromyces atroroseus, 909 nucleotides long. RefSeq lists its product as hypothetical. Bases 1 to 909 code for a protein of 302 amino acids. Gene Ontology annotation, molecular function: methyltransferase activity. The transcript is spliced from 5 exons. NCBI's taxonomy places the organism in Eukaryota, Fungi, Ascomycota, Eurotiomycetes, Eurotiales, Trichocomaceae. The record is from RefSeq and is a predicted model, not a curated record.